AUGGCCGCGCGCGUCUGUCGCGCGGUGAGUCGCGCGAUCUCGGUCACCGUGAAGUCCGCGCGCUCCCGACACUCCCACACGCACGCACACCGCUCUGUCACCCGCAGCCUUGUCCAAUCAGCUGUGAGCCCUGAGUAUGGUGGCGGGGCCAGAGAUGGGGCAGGAGCAGUGCUGUGGUGCACUCUGGCGUUCUCUCUCUUCGGAAAAACUGAAGAAGAAAAACGCUAUGAAGCUAAGAAGAAAGAAGACGACAUGAUCCUGCUGCUGAAGAAGGCCAAGUUGUGUAUCCACAGAGAUCAGCUAAACUCCGCCUCCAGUUUCCUUCAUCAGGCUGUUGCUUUGGCCCAACAACUCCAGCAUCAGGAUGCCCUGGUGUACUGCUACAGCCUGAUGGCCAACCUCUCGUUUGUGCGCGGAAACCUGGACCAGGCGGAGAAACUCUUCAAAGCGUCUCUCAGUCUGAUUCUGUCUCGUGGAACUCCAGAAAGCGACAACGCGGUGGUGGAGAUCUCGUUGAAGCUGGCCAUGAUCUACAGCCAGCAGAAAAGGCUGGAGCUGGCAGCGCACGGCUUCAGAUUCUGUGUGGAGACCUUAGAGGAGAAACUGGAGAAGGAGAACCAGGAGAAGGAGGACCAGGAGACAACGCAGAUGGAACCCAGCAAUGAAAUAGAGGAGCAGCAGCGCCUCCUGCUGGACACACGCCUCCUCCUUGGCCUGGCCCUAGACUCCAGAGCCCGGUUCUGGACUCAGACCUCAGACCUGGACCGAGCAGAGAAGGACUAUAGGAGGAGCCUGAAGAUCAGCGGAGAGGAGCAGGGGGAGGAGCAUCCACAGACUUUGGUCCUCCUUAGUGACCUGGCCUCAGUGCUGGACCUCCAGGGGAGACAUGAUGAAGCUCUGGUCUUGGUUCGGAGAGCUGUGGACUUGGGUCGGACUCACAAACACCCGGAUCUUCACGUUCUGCUGUCCAACAUGGCGAGCAUCCUGAUGCACUCAGGAGCUCUGGAGGAGGCGCACAGGUGUUACAAGGAGGCGCUGGCGGAAGCAAAGAGACAAGAAGACACCGAGACUGUGGAGCAGGUCCAGGCGGGACUGGAGGAGCUGAAGAGGAAGAGAGAGGAGAGGAAGAGAGGAGCUGAAGAGAAGGAGAGAGGAGAGGAAGAGAGGAGCUGA
This is a messenger RNA of Knipowitschia caucasica, 1173 nucleotides long. NCBI's taxonomy places the organism in Eukaryota, Metazoa, Chordata, Actinopteri, Gobiiformes, Gobiidae. The record is from the annotation of a GenBank genome assembly.